Euleptes europaea (tarantolino) is the source of this 463-nucleotide messenger RNA. RefSeq names its product ribonuclease H2 subunit C (gene RNASEH2C). Gene Ontology annotation, biological process: RNA catabolic process. The transcript is spliced from 4 exons. Bases 1 to 441 code for a protein of 146 amino acids. Gene Ontology annotation, cellular component: ribonuclease H2 complex. The record is from RefSeq and is a predicted model, not a curated record. Lineage: Eukaryota; Metazoa; Chordata; Lepidosauria; Squamata; Sphaerodactylidae.
AUGGCGGCGGCGGACCAGGCUCCGGCGCGGCUGGCGCUGAGCUCGCCGCAGGAGGCGCCGCGAGCCCGGCUGCACCUGCUGCCCUGCGCCGUGCAGCACGACGGCGCCGCUCCAGUCCGGCGCUACUUCGCGCCGGCCGUCCGGGGUCCGCAGGAGUCGCACUCAGAGCCGGCCGACGAGUCAACUGUGUCUUUCCGUGGCCGGAUGCUAAAGGGGAAACAAGUCCUUAUCCCUGAGGGGUACAUGGGACUGGUUCUUGAGGAAGAGGUGGCUCCUUACUUGUCAUCAGAGGAGCGGAAUGUGCAGAUCAAGUCCACCUUUGAUUCAAUGACUGUUUGGAACCUGGAACGGGCACCAAAUGAGAGUGACGAGAUCCUCAUGGCCUUCAGCUGGCCAAAGAUCGCAGAGGGUAUCCAUGCCCCUGUGGCUGAUGAAGAAUAAGGUGGACAACCAACUCCAAAUA